UUGUCACCCGUGUGAUGCAAAUUUUGUCGAACCCAUCAGUUUUUCCGCUGAUCGCUCUCGAAUUCAAGUGAAAAAUCGUUUACUAAACCAGUGUCUCGCGAUUUUGGAAGUCAUUUUCCACUGCUUUGUUGUGUACAAAGUUUUUCACACAGGACGGCCAUCAGCCACUAUUAUUUGUGAUUGUGAUCUGGAUGCAGUCAAAGCUGUGCGAAUUUAUUAUCAAAAAGUGUUAGUGUGCUGCUGACUGAUUGGUAAACAAUCACUAAACGACAAGCAGAAAAGUUGAAAAAUACUGAUAAGAUCGGGUUCCUACGCCUCGGAUAAUUUCAUAUUUCGAAAAGGUGUUACGGAGAGGUUGAACUAAUAACAAGAACACACCAUGAGCAAGCAUAUGUACUCGACGGCCAACUUAACCGAUGUGGAGCUCAAAGACCAAGGCAAUCGGAUGUUUUCCGCGAGAAAAUACGACGACGCCAUCAAUCUUUACACGAAGGCAAUAAUCAAAAACCCCACCAAUGCAACCUAUUUCACAAACCGGGCCCUCUGCCACAUCAAGAUGAAACGGUGGGAAUCGUCCUGUACGGACUGCAGGCGAGCGCUGGACAUGGACCCGAACCUGGUCAAGGGACAUUUCUUCCUCGGUCUCAGCCUCAUGGAGCUGGAAUCGUACGACGAAGCGAUCAAGCAUCUGAUGCGGGCACACGACCUGGCCCGGGAACAAAAGCUCAACUUUGGGGAUGACAUCGCGUCACAGUUGCGGCUGGCGCGGAAAAAACGCUGGAACAUCCAGGAGGAAAAACGGAUCUGCCAGGAGAUCGAACUGCAGUCCUAUCUGAAUCGGCUAAUCAACGAAGAUAUGGAAAACCGAUUGGCUAAACUCAAAAUAGAUGACACAUUGAAUGAAGACGCUCUAAGGGACAAAUCAAUGGAAAUCGAGCGUGAAUGUGAAAACCACACAACCGAGCUGAAUAAUAUUUUCGCAAAAGUUGAUGACAAACGAAGGAAACGAGAAGUACCCGAUUACUUGUGCGGCAAGAUAAGCUUCGAACUGCUGGUAGAUCCCGUCAUCACCCCGUCCGGAAUGACGUACGAGCGCAAGGACAUUGAGGAGCACUUGCAGCGGGUGGGACACUUCGAUCCGGUGACCCGGGUCAAACUGACGCAGGACCAACUCAUAGCGAACUACUCUAUGAAGGAGGUGGUCGAUGCGUUCCUCGCAGAGAACGAGUGGGCGCUAGAUUAUUAAGGUAAAACAAAUCUACUACAAUUCUUCAUAUGGAUGAUACACCUGGAUCCUAUAACGAUCCGUGAAUGCUUUGGGAUGGAAUUUUGUGGCAUGUUUCCCAUGUGUGCUGGAAUUUUUCUUCGAUUUUCUGUCCCCCAGUGCGGAUGGUUUCAAACUAUUACUACUUUACUUCAUUAUUACAAUUUUUAUCGAUUUCUCGGUUACAUAAAUAAAUAUUACAAUGUUAUCGGUAACUAAGAGUUUGGCCAAAUGCAAUGUUUGCUAUGAAGAGCUUGUUACUCAAUGAAAUUAUUCUCAACUUAUCCAAAUUAUGAAUAUAGAUGUGAACUGUGGCAUAUUUUUCCUGGUGAUAACAGUUUUGAAUGAUAAUGUUCAUAUAAAGCUUGUUUAGUGAAAUUUCCGUGCCAGCCUAUAAAACGACUUCGUACUAUUCUAUUGAAUUUGACUACUUUCGAGGCUUUCGACUGCGAGGCCAUUUCCCGUGUCUCGUACACGUAUCUGUCAUGAUAUCACAACAGUAGUUGAAUUAAAUAGGAUAUUACGAACUCAUCUUGUAGACUUGUAGUUCUGUAUGCUCAAAGCAAAAUUUUUCACCACCCUUUUCAGCAGCAAAACAGUUCAGCCAGCGUAAUAUCGUUGAGUUGCUGUGUUAUAACAUUGUUGAAUAAUUUGACAAAAUUGCUAACAAAAAUAUCUGCGAGCUAGAUAAAUUGACUGGCAAACAUAUAUCAAAAGAACACUUGGUGAUUUUUAGUUUUAAGUUGUGUAAAUUGAAACCUAUCGUAAGUAAUUUAGCAAAUAAAAUAUGUUCAUUUCGAA
Armigeres subalbatus is the source of this 2065-nucleotide messenger RNA. RefSeq names its product E3 ubiquitin-protein ligase CHIP (gene STUB1). Gene Ontology annotation, molecular function: protein-folding chaperone binding; ubiquitin protein ligase activity. Gene Ontology annotation, biological process: positive regulation of proteolysis; cellular response to misfolded protein; protein polyubiquitination. Gene Ontology annotation, cellular component: cytoplasm; Z disc. The coding region runs from base 380 to 1246 and encodes 288 amino acids. The record is from RefSeq and is a predicted model, not a curated record. NCBI's taxonomy places the organism in Eukaryota, Metazoa, Arthropoda, Insecta, Diptera, Culicidae. The transcript is spliced from 5 exons.